Messenger RNA from Castor canadensis (American beaver), 1614 nucleotides. It is a transcript of the gene Plpp1, whose product is annotated as phospholipid phosphatase 1. The record is from RefSeq and is a predicted model, not a curated record. Gene Ontology annotation, biological process: phospholipid metabolic process; signal transduction; phospholipid dephosphorylation. Gene Ontology annotation, cellular component: plasma membrane. Lineage: Eukaryota; Metazoa; Chordata; Mammalia; Rodentia; Castoridae. Gene Ontology annotation, molecular function: phosphatidate phosphatase activity.
CGCGGGCCCGUCCCGCGCAGCCGGCGGGAGGGGCCCGAGUCCGCGUUCCUCCUCCCUACCGGUCCUCAUCCUUAAAGCACGAGUCCGCACGCCCCGCCUGUUGAAGAGGGCUCCGGGAUCGGGACAGCCAGUAGCCAGGGAAGGCCAGGGCCGACCCAGAAGGACUUGAGGCAACAGAGUUGCCGCGGCUGGCACGCAAGCGCCUCGGUCGCCGACUGAGCGUUUGCGGGAGUUGUGAGGGGAGGGGUCCCGGGCGCCAUUGCUGGCUGUCGGAGCGCCGCCGAGCCCCAGUCCGCCCUCGGCUGCUCUCCUCAGUCCGGGAGGAGCCAUCGACAGCCCUUGGGCUGGGCUCUAGAACACGGCGUCUCGGCCGCCAGCCCGCAGCUCCGUGUGCCGCCCGCAGCCCAGGGGGAGACCAUGUUUGACAAGACGCGGCUGCCGUACGUGGCCCUCGAUGUGCUCUGCGUGUUGCUGGCUUCCAUGCCUAUGGCUGUUCUAAAUUUGGGCCAAAUAUAUCCAUUUCAGAGAGGCUUUUUCUGUACAGACAACAGCAUCAAGUAUUCGUACCAUGACAGUACCGUCACAACCACUAUCCUCAUCAUAUUGGGGGUUGGCUUACCCAUUUUCUCUAUGAUUGUGGGAGAGACUCUGUCUGUUUACUUUAACCUCUUGCACUCAAAUUCCUUUAUCAGGAAUAACUACAUAGCCACUAUUUACAAAGCCAUCGGAACCUUUUUGUUUGGGGCAGCUGCUAGUCAGUCUUUGACUGACAUUGCCAAGUAUUCCAUAGGCAGACUGCGGCCUCACUUCUUGGAUGUUUGUGACCCAGACUGGUCUAAAAUCAACUGCAGUGAUGGUUACAUUGAGGACUACAUCUGUCAGGGAAAUGCACAGAAAGUCAAGGAAGGCAGAUUGUCCUUCUACUCAGGCCACUCUUCGUUCUCCAUGUAUUGCAUGCUGUUCGUGGCACUUUAUCUUCAAGCCAGGAUGAAGGGAGAUUGGGCAAGACUCUUACGACCCACACUGCAAUUUGGUCUUGUUGCCGUAUCAAUUUACGUGGGCCUUUCUCGAGUUUCUGAUUACAAACACCACUGGAGUGAUGUUUUGACCGGUCUCAUUCAAGGAGCUGUGGUUGCAGUAUUAGUUGCUGUGUAUGUAUCAGAUUUCUUCAAGGAGAGGAAUUCUCCUUUUAAAGAAAGAAAAGAGGAGGACUCUCAUACAACUCUUCAUGAAACACCAACGGCGGGAAAUCACUAUCGGAACAAUCACCAGCCUUGAAGGCAGGGUGGCAGGUGAAGCUGGCCUGCUUUCUAAAAGGAAAACAACUGCAACCACAAGGCAAGAGGAUGCGUCUUUCUUUCUGGUGUACAGGCCUUUAUGGGACUGCUGCUGCUGCUAUACCUCCUGGAUACCCACUUUAUCUGUGUAUAUAGUUACAUUUAACACAAUGGUUAUCUAACAGCUCUUAAAUUCAUUUAAAAUUUCAAGCCUUCCAUUAAACAAUGCCCCACCUGUACAUGUUUUAUUAAAAAAUGUAAUGCUUAUGUACAUAUGUGUAUGUAAUACGCUUUCUUGGAAUGAUAUUUGAUUUAAAUACAAUCUGUAUUAAAAUGU